Messenger RNA from Mizuhopecten yessoensis (Yesso scallop), 5481 nucleotides. Its product is annotated as proprotein convertase subtilisin/kexin type 5-like. The transcript is spliced from 3 exons. NCBI's taxonomy places the organism in Eukaryota, Metazoa, Mollusca, Bivalvia, Pectinida, Pectinidae. The coding region runs from base 35 to 3175 and encodes 1046 amino acids. The record is from RefSeq and is a predicted model, not a curated record.
AAACGUGAAUAAAACUUUGGUCAUAUUGAUAGAAAUGUCCGCAAAACCUUCAUCGCUUCUUCUGGUGUUCCUUGCAUUUAAUAACAUUUGGCUGGUUCAUCCCUGUGCUGAAUACCUGCAGGAGUACAAUGGACGAUGUCUUGAUAGUUGUCCUCAAGGUUUGAAGAAAGUAGAGUUUACAAGUGUUUGUACAGAACGCUGUCCACAGGAUGUCCCGUACCUUUAUAACAUGACCACCUGUGUGGCUUAUUGCCCGAAUGACUACGUAGUAAUGUAUUCCAAUGACUGUGUCAGAUUGAAGAAGCUGCCGAACAUCCCCGACAACACCAUAAAGUGUCCCGAACGAUUCUGUAAUUCAUCCACGCCAUAUUGUUAUGAUUUAGUAUGUAAAGAACGUUGUCCAGUGAACACAGUUUCUGAUCGUUUUAAUUGCGUGCAUACAUGUUCAGAGGAAUUGCCUUACCAAUACAAUUCUUCCUGUCACAAGCAAUGCCCUCCUGGCGCAACAGUUAUAAAUAAUAAUAGAUGCGUAGUUGAUUGCCCACAAAAUACGUUUCUGUAUGGAAAUAAGUGCGUUCCGGUUUGUCCACAGGAUACAUUCAUUCACAAUCGAACAUGUCUCUCUAAAUGUCCGGAGUCUCAUCCAGUGUCCCUUGUGUUUGGAAACACAAAAAGAUGUUUGCAAACAUGCCCUGUAUUUACUAUGAGAAAUGGCAGUGUGUGUGAAAUCGUCUGUCCACCUGAUGCUAUGUUUCUUUUUAACAUGACUUGUGUUUCAACAUGUCCGAAUUCUGCGUCUUUUAUUUGGAUCAAAAACAUAGAGAUUUACAGUAUAAGGAAACCUCUUUGCGUUGAUUCCUGUCCUGAUAAUUUGUAUCUACAUGGCGAGACUUGCGUUGCCAAAUGUGAUUCAAAUCAAUUUAUAUUAAAUUCAACCUGUGUAUCAUCCUGUCCGAAUUUGUAUGAAGCUACAUAUAUGCCGUACAAAUGUGUGGAUCAGUGUACGCAGAAUAUGUAUUUGUAUCGGAAUAUGUGCACACAACGAUGUCCAGAUGGCAGUUUUGCAUCAAACCAAUCGUGUGUUUCACAAUGUCCGCCAGCAACGCCUUACAAGGCGACAUACCGAAAUGGAAUAACUUGCGUUGAUAAGUGCCCUGAUAAUCAAAACUUCAUGUAUCAAAACAAUUGUGUAUAUUUUUGUCCGACAACAACGCACAUGUUAAAUAACACCUGUCACGAGGAAUGUCCCAAAUCUUACAGCAUUCUCUAUACAGAUUAUAUAAAGUGGUUUUCCAUAAGUAGGGGCGCUUCCAAUUGCACGCGUGUGUGCCCGCUUCCACUUAUCAAUGACUCCGGCAUUUGUGUGAAGCGCUGUUCUAAAAACACCUUCGUGUUUAAUCGUACGUGUCAUGCAGUAUGUCCUAGUUCACAUCCUUUUGUUCUCAGCAGAAAUAAUUCGUGUGUGUCAUUUUGUCCAAGUGAUAUGGUUAGUGUCGGGAACAGCUGUCAGUUAGAGUGUCCUAGUUCAACUCCUUACGUCGUUAAAAGGAAAUGCUCUGAAAGAUGUCCUUCAACACAGCCUUUUCAUCUGUCUUUAAACAAAACGAUCACAAUCAAUCCUUACCGUCAAUUCGUUGUUUACCAUCAAAUGUUAACGUAUUGUGUUGAACAAUGUCAGUGGAAUUCGUCCGGGUCUGUUGAAUAUUACCGAUACAACAAUUCGUGUGUUAAGCAUUGUCCGCCAAAAACAAUGAGUUUGAAUGGCGUCUGCGUUACUAACUGUUCAGAAUCGUACAAAAUGACGUAUACCCGCAAGGUGGGAGGAUUGCAGACGACAGAAUGUCUGCACCAUUGCCCCAACAACACUUUACGAUGGCUGGACAGAUGUUUUGAUAUGUGUCCAAACAAUAUGAGCGCGUUUAAUGGGACGUGUGUAAAUCUAUGUCCUGAUAUAUAUGGUUUCAUCGAACAUUCAGAUAAGGGUAGUACAUGUCGAAUGUCGUGUUCAGAUCCUGUAUAUAAAUACACCAAUGGUAGAGAAUGUGUGAAAAACUGCCCAUCAACAAAAUACUAUUUUGACAACAUGUGUGUGAAUGUUUGUCCUUCUUCUAAACCUUUUAACGUAUCUAAAAAUUCUAAACCACCUAUUUGCGUCAAAACCUGUCGAGAGGCCAACUUUGUGGAAAUCAACAAUACCUGCAUAACGGAAUAUACCUGCUCGGAUGGCCUCACUAUGUUUGUCUAUGACCGUGAAACCUGCGUCAAAGAAUGCCCGUAUGGUUCCGUUCAGCAAUUGGAUGGUGUCACAAAACGAUGUAACUCGUUGGAAGUUGAAGCCUGGGUCAUAAAUGCUGUACUUCUCAACAUCUUUGCAAUUUGUGUAUUAGUUAUUGUUUUACUUUUUUCUGAUGGCUGUCCUAAAAACAAACAUAAAGCCACGAAAGAAAAGACUGAUGAUAUUGAGGAAAGCGAAGACCAAGAUACAACUGCACUUUUACUUCAGGAGCCCCGUGAAACUGACCAAGACACAACUAAUGUGUGUCUAACCCAGCCGGACCCAGGAAAUGAAAACAUUUACGAUAUCGAAUUCACGAUUGACGAAGAAACAGAACAGAAGGUUGUUUUGAAAAUGACUGAUGAUUUGAGUUCGGGUGAUGUUGACGAAAACCUCUCAGGCGGUAUCAAUGAUAGAAAUACGCAUUUUCAAUCAGCAAAUUUCGAGUAUAGCAUUGAUGAUGAAACAGCAGCGAAGACAGUUAAAACGCAAUGUGAGAACUUACCCAUUAAAGACCAGGAACAAUUCCAAUAUCGUGAUCAGAGAACUAAAGCAUUAUUGAGUAACAGUUUGUCUGACAUUGACUUUAUGCUAGAAAACGAAAAUGUUGAGGAUGUUGUCCGAACAUAUGCAUCUCCUUUGCUUGAUUUUUCAAAUACAAAUAGUAGUAGUAUGGUGGACGAUUCGACAUCACAGUUUAAACGUUUUCAGAAAGAUAUAAACAAUGAAUCUGGCGAGGACCCGACACCAAUUUCCACAGAAGCCAUACCAUUGGAUCUGUUCCCUUGCCUUCCUAUUCUUAACAAUUCGUUUGAGGAUUUAAAUUCAAGCGAAGCACGCACGCGCACUGAACAUUGCUUGGAAAGUGAAACCCUAGCAAAGAAAGUUGAGGAUUACUAAAUGAUUUAAAAUGUCUGUUUCAUUAUUUGUAAUAAUUCAUUUCUUUCUUGGACUAUUUGUCAAGAACUAAUUUGGACAGUUCAUUUCGUUUGAUGUAACUAGGGUGAUUUUUGUGUAAUUAGAACGUAUAGUCGCGUUCUAAGGUACUUGAAUGAUAUGUCACGUUCUAUGUUACAUGUACUAGGAUGUUUGUCGCGUUUUAUGUAACUAGGAUUGUUUAUCGCGUCCUGUACAAUUAGAACAGUAAGUCGCGUUCUAAGUUACUUGAAUGGUUUGUCGCUUUCUAUGUAGCUAGGUUGGUUAAUCGCGUUCUGCAUAAUUAGGAUGAUUUGUCGCGUCCUGUACAAUUAGAACGGUUAGUCGCGUUCUAAGUAACUUGAAUGAGUUGUCCCGUUCUAUGUAAUUAACGUGUUUUAUUGCGUCCUAUAUAACUACAGUAGGAUUGUUUAUCGUGGAGUGUUUUUUAUUGAGAACCUACGUUAUAACGGUAAGUUGAGUUUUAUGAAGCUUAUACUAUUUGUCGCGUUCUAUCUAACUAUGGUGUGUUUGGCGUUCUUUGUAACUAGUGUGUUUAUCGCGUUCUAUGAAACAAUGAUGUUUUUUCGUGUUCUAUGUAGCUAGGGUGAUUAUCGUGUUUGAUGUAACUAUGAUAUUUAUCGUAUUGUAUCUAAAUAAUUAUGUGUUUGUCACGUUCUAUGUAACAAAGAUGUUUUUCGCGUCCUAUUUAGCAAGGAUGUGUUUGGCGUUCUUUGUAACUAGUGUGUUUGUUACGUUCUAUGUAACAAUGAUGUUUUUCGCGUUCUAUGUAGCUAAGGUGUUUGUCGCGUUCUAUGUAGCUAAGGUGUUUGUCGCGUUUUAUGUAGCUAAGGUGUUUGUCGCGUUCUAUGUAACUAGGAUGUUUGUCAAAGAAUGUGUAGGAUGAUUCAUAGCAUUCUAUGUAACUUAUAUGGUGUGUCACGUUUUAUGUACAUAAUGCAAUCAGGACAGUUUAUCGUGUUUGAUGUAACUAUGAUGUUUGUUGCGUUCUAUGUAACUUGAAUUUUUGUCACGUUCUGUGUAACUAGAAUGGUUGUCGCGUUCUUUGUAACUAGGUCGGUUUAUCGCGCCCUGUGUAAUAUUAAAACGGUUAGUCGCGUUCUAUGUAAUUUGAAUAUUUUUUCUCGUUUCAUGAUACCAGGAUGGUUUUUAGUAUUUCAUGUAACUAGACUGAUUUUUCGCGUUUUAUUAAGAGGAUAGAUUGUUGCGCUCGUAUAGCUAGAAAGGCUUUCAUGUUCUGUGGGGGGGAAAAUAUUCGGUUUGUCGCGUUUAAUAUCAUGAUAGUAAAUUUACUUCUUUAAAACUAAGCUUGUUUGUCGCUUUCAGGCAAUUGAAUUGAAGAUAAUAAGCUGUUUUCUGAUAUACAUGUACACAUAUGAUUCACUGAUUGUUGUGUUUAAUGAUGCCAGACUGGUUUGGCAUGUUCGAAGUAACAAAGUUGUUUUUGUGUUUUAUGUAACUAGGAUAAUUUUUGCGUCUUCUGAAAUUAGGAUGUUCUUUUUAUAAGUAGAAUAAUUUGUCGCGUUCUAUGUAAAGGGAACUUUAGACACGCACAGAUGUGUAGAACCUUUCGGGGGCUUUUGUUUUCUAAAUUUUUGGAUACAUUUACAAGCUGCCUCUCAGCUUCGAGAUGAAAAGAUGUUUUUCAAAAAUUUGGUAUUUUAUUAUAUUGAACUCUGCCGAACGGAGAUUCACUGAGCCUUGAUUCAGUUCAAAUGACAAACAACGGCAACUACGUUAAAGAAAUAUGUUUAGAAACAUGUUUGCACCUAUUCAUUCGAUUCGUUUUCUUGUGGUGUGACAACAUGAUCUUUGCUUUAUAGAAGUUCAAUUUCCUAAUACUUAUAUUUUGCCUAUUAUUUAUUACACAAAUUUCUUUAUGAAUUGAUUAUUGUCAUUUCUUCUAAACUUGUACUCAAUAUACCUACCAAAAGAGCUUGAGGUUUUUUUCCCAUAAAUUGUCCAGAUGGCGUAUGCAGGCAUCAGCAAAUCAUCAUAAGUGCGGCACCUACCGUGGCACUAGACUUGCAUUAGUCCGAUAUUUCAGAAAUUUUAAGAACAUUAAAAUGUCACUGAAUGUAAAUAUAAGGAUUGCAAAGCAAUUCAUGUAAAACUUGUCUCAAGACCCCAUAAACCUCAAGACAACAGGAUUCAAAAGUAUUAUACAAUACUACCCUUAUGCACUCAUACAACACUGUGUCUACCAUUGCCGUUUGCUUUUGACUUAUAGUGGCAACGCCAUGAAUAUUAAAAUACAAAUUUAGAAAUUA